AUGUACCGUGCAGCAUCACCGCCUAUUCUAUCAGCCGACAGCCAGGGCCCGGCAGAUGGGCACGAAGAUCUUGACGUUGCAUCUUGGGGAGAGGGGUUCGGGCCGGGUUCGCCCUGUGGAGAAGAAGGAUCGAGGUAUACCGGUAUGCUGUACGAGAGCUCUAGAGACGGCCCAGAAGUCCUAAACAGCAUUAUCAAGAAUCAAAAUCCGAUACAAGCUAGUAGUCACAUACCUCCACCGCGACGGAAUCCUCAUCCUCGAAACCGCAGUCUCCCAAAUCCUGUCUGUCAUUACGCGAACGGCAAUACGGCUCUCGAAUCGAAUGCGAGGCAGCCGGUGCAUUCUGAUAUACAUCUCCCACAUCCCUUAUAUCCUUUUGCGUAUGCGGUUAAUGUUCCGCUUGGUGAGAUGUCGGGGGAGAAUGGGAGUACUACCUCCAUUCAGGCGCUCCGUGCACGUGACCGGCCUGCCGGCUUCGUAAGCGAAGCGCCUGAGGACAAACCUGCGGGGAGAACCCUGCACCUCCGAGAGAGGAACCACACCGCUAUUUUGGUGGUUUUUUAA
Molecule: messenger RNA, 564 nt
Organism: Pseudocercospora fijiensis CIRAD86
Lineage: Eukaryota; Fungi; Ascomycota; Dothideomycetes; Mycosphaerellales; Mycosphaerellaceae
Exons: 5
Coding region: 1-564 (187 amino acids)
Source: RefSeq, a predicted model, not a curated record